Leishmania braziliensis MHOM/BR/75/M2904 is the source of this 1476-nucleotide messenger RNA. RefSeq lists its product as hypothetical. Gene Ontology annotation, molecular function: fatty-acyl-CoA binding. NCBI's taxonomy places the organism in Eukaryota, Euglenozoa, Kinetoplastea, Trypanosomatida, Trypanosomatidae. Gene Ontology annotation, biological process: fatty acid metabolic process. The record is from RefSeq and is a predicted model, not a curated record. The transcript has a single exon. The coding region runs from base 1 to 1476 and encodes 491 amino acids.
AUGUUCGCGAGGUUCUUUGGGCGGCGGGCGAAGCCGGAGUUGAAGGUGGUGUGCGACGCCGAGUCCAUCGUGUACCCGGUUGACUUCGAUGCCCCAGAUUAUCCUUAUGAACAGGCCUUCAAGGAGGCAGAUGCAUACGUCCGAAAGCUGCCCAUACAGGGUGUUAUUCCCAUCUCUGACAUAGUGAGGCUGCAGUUCUACUCCCUCUUUAAGCAGGCGACGGAGGGCGACAUCGGUGAGAAGGACGUGAAGCAGCCGAGCAUGCUGCGGGACUGGGAAAGGUACUGGAAGGUGUACGGCUGGCGCAAGUGUCGGGGGAUGACCCGUGAGAAGGCGCGUGACAGGUACAUUGACCUGUUAGACUUGCAGAUUCGCAAGCACUGCUCAUUUGUUUGGGGUGCUCCGGCCAGCGAGGAUCGAUGGGCCGCCUUCCACGACGGUGUUAGGAUUAUCCGGAAUCUUCCAAAGGGCGGAUACCGACUCCCCGAAUCUCUGCGCGCGCACUUCUACGCUCUCUACAAGCAGGCACAUGUGGGCGAUCUCAGUGACUUCCAGAAGACCCCCGGUGCACGCUCAGGCAAGUACAAGUGGCUGCGCUCUCGCCCACUCAAGGCGGGGUUUGACCAGAUGCGAUACGACGAGUGGGCGGCGCUAAAGGGGAUGAGCCCUGAGAAGGCAAAGCGCAUGUACUGCAAGGACAUAUUUAAGAAUGCCGCAAUGUGCGGCUAUGUGUGGGCGCCGCCGGGAACAGAGGACCACCUCGAGGUGAUUGGCGAUCAGACCUCCGCCAAGACUCUCAAGAAGCGCGCCAAUGCCGAUAAGGAUGCCGAGAGGAUCGCAGCGGCAGCACAUCUUAGCAUAGAGGAAACAAUUAAUGCCACCGGCGUGCAGCUGUCGAUGAUAGAGCGACUGACGAUGCACUCCUUCUUGAAGGAGGAGAAGCAGGCCGCCGCCGCCAAAGCUGCCUCCUCGGCAGCAAGGCGGAAGAGGCAGGAGGAGUCGGAGCGGAAACACCGAGGCGCCGCGGGUUCUCACGCGGAUCCGAACACGGGCGUGGCCAGCGCGAGGCCAAAUGCGGAGGUGUCGUCGUCGUCGGAGGAGGAGGAUACAGAGGCGGACGUCAAAGCGGAGGGCGAGGAGACACUCGAGUCACAGGGCACGGGUAGCGACUUCCAGAGCGUGUGCAGCCUCUGUGGGAGCAUCGAGAAGGAUGUCCCCACCGAUGCGGCGGCGCCGGAGGGUGAGAAAAUGAGCGGCACCCCCGCUGUCGCAACGAAGUCUGGGACAGGCGUCUCGACAUCUCGGGCACCGGUGGUGAAGCUGGAAGCCCCCGCUGAGGCGAAAGGAGCACCGAAGCCCCCUCUAUUGGAGAGGCAACCUACGGCAAAGGAGAGACCGGUGACGAAGGGUGCCGCACCAAGUUUCCAGGCGAAGAACAGAGCCAAGAGGGAUGCUGCGAAAGAAAAUGAAGGCUAA